AUGGUAACGUUCUCACAUAAGUCGGUCAGCGUGCUCGGUGUUAGGCGGGUUUCGUCACAGAGUGUUAUUGACACUACGAGGCGACGGCAUGUCGACGAAGAUCUGCUUGUCUCGUCGCACUACCUUCAACACUCCUCGUCGAAUGCCGCCAGACACCGCGCAGAGAGCAAUGUACGAAAACAAGUCGCCGCUGCGCCGUUGAGCAACACAAGCUUCUUUCGUCGGGCGUCAUGGAUGCCAGUCGCCACUGACCCUUGCCAGAUGGCGUCGUUCGUCCAUCGGUCUUCUUCACCGUUGGUGGACAAAGAAGCACAGGAGCAGAUGGCGUUGCGCGCGGUCUGCCACCGUCGCUACCGUACCGGACCCGGACCGUGGUGA
Soboliphyme baturini is the source of this 378-nucleotide messenger RNA. NCBI's taxonomy places the organism in Eukaryota, Metazoa, Nematoda, Enoplea, Dioctophymatida, Soboliphymatidae. The record is from the annotation of a GenBank genome assembly.